AUGGCAGGACGCCGCCACCCUGGCGGUACUUUCCCCUCCAUCACUCCUUGCCACACUUCUGCUUCUGCAGAAACCAGCUGCGUUCAUUUGAAGCGGAGCAGAGCCUGCAGGGCUGCCGGGGGCAUGGCCCAGAGUGUGGUCUAUGCUGACCUGAAGUUCGCGGCACGGCCCCUGUCCACUGCGCCCGACGACGAUGACAGUCCCUACGAGAACGUGUCACCGCUGGGGCCAGUGACAGCAGGGCCCAGCCCAGGGCGCUGGACCCGGCCAUGGCGCGUCCCCACAGCGCUGCUGGUAGCCAGCCUGCUCCUGCUGCUGCUGCUGCUGGUGGCCGUGGUGGCCCUGGGCGCUUGCCACUGGCAGGUCACCCGCAGCCUGCAGGACUCCUCCCGUGAGCACAAGGCCGAGCAGGGCCGCCUGUCACAGGAGCUGAGGGCGCAGGAGCAGAGCCUGGAGCAGACACAGCUGGAGCUGGCGUGGGCCAGAGAGGAGCUGCAGCGAGCGUGGCACGAGGGCAACAUCAGCCGGCUGGAGCUGAAAACCAGGAAUGCCGAUCUGGGUCAUGCCCAGCAGAAGCUGGCUGUGUUGCAGGAGGAGCUGCGGCUGGUGCAGGGGAAGCUCAACACCAGCGAGAGGGCUGUGAGCAGCCUGCGUGCCUGCGUGAACACAGAUUGCUGCCCCUGGGGCUGGGUACUCUUCAAGAGCAAGUGCCUCUACAUCUCGGUGACAAACAAGACCUGGGAACAGAGCAACAAAGACUGUGAAGGGAAAUAUGCUCAGCUGCUGGUCCAAGAUGAGUGGUCACCACUGACAGUGCCGUACUUUGUGCGUGCAUCUAAGGCGUACUACUGGAUUGGAGGAGAACCUCCUUAUGCGGCAAGGAGACCUAUGUGGACGGACAGAAAACGUUCCUUGAAACGCCAUACUCCAGACUGCUGGUCACUAGUCGAUGGGGAAAUGUGGAAUCAGCCAUGCGACAAACACUACCCGUGGAUCUGCGAGAAAUCCCCAAAUCUGAGCAGGGCACCUGAGACUCGUCCUCUUUUUCUGGCCAAGGACUGACUGCUGCCACCCCGGCUGCAUCCCUGGACUCAGGAACAGGAGCCGGGUGUGCACCUUGGGAUCCUGCCCCUGGUGCACGCUUUGCCUCAACUGCAUUGCAAAACUGCUGGGGAAAAGUGUCUCUAUUUUAAAGCAAGGAUUAUGAAAAACAGACCUUAUUCCCCUCUCCCACACUCAAGCAAACACAUAUUAUACUGCUUUGUACUGUGCCACUGCAUGUCCCUGUGUGCCCUGGCCAAUGCAGCUCCAGUGCAGAACCCAGCUCUCACCUUCUUUGUUACCCCAAGGCUGCCAGGGGUGCAGGAUCUGCCAUUUGCAUAUUUUUGGAGCUGGGAAUGACACGCUGAUGUCCUCAACCUGUACAUUUCGGGGAGACCUGUGGAUUUACAGCCUGUCCCUUUUCUCAGCAUUGACAGCACUCAUCCUGCCCUUUCUUCUGCCUUCAUCACCUGCCCAGGGCUGGGUCCUGCCUGGAAAGGGUGCUGACAGUGAGACCAUCAGCAUGAGAAAAUGCUAGAAAGCCAGAGACCAUUUAGGAAGUGGGGGAGUGCUGGGGAGCUUUGAGAACGUGGUGGAUGAAUGAGGAAACUCUGAACCCACGGGAGGAAAAUGAGGGCAAUGAAGAGCCUGAAGACCAUGGGAGGUGAAUGUGUGAAUCCUGAGAUCAUGGAAAGAAAGAGAGCGGCGUGGAACUGCAAAUGAGGAUGGUUCUGAGAAAAUGGAGGUGCUGAUAAGACAGUGGGAGAGAGGAAGGAGCACUAGGGAGACUUGGGAACAUGGGGGAAAAGAGACACCCCUCCCACCAAGCGGGAAAGAUCCCUAAGAAUGUGGCUGGACCUUAUCUACCAAAGGAGGGUGAUGAGAGACCCCAGUCCAGGACCCAGGGUGACCCUCCCUGCCUCAGUCAGUGAUUCUGCAGAGAGGGGAAUGUGUUGGCAACCAUUUUGCUAAGCUGGACCUGCAACAGCCAGCACAGCUUCACCACAAGUCCUGCCCAGCCAACCCAGUGCUCUUCUACAAUGGAGUGAUUGCACCAGUGAACAAGGGAAGGGCUGCACGUGUCACCUGUCAGACUUCUGUAAAGCCUCCAACACAGUCCUCCUCUAAAUUGGAGAUAAAUGGAUUCAAUCAACGGGUGAACUGGUCAGUGGAUAAGGUUGGACAGCUCCAUCCAGAAGAUAGUGCUCAGUGGCUCCGUGUCCUCAUUGGACACUGGUGAUGAGGUUGGUCCUCAGGGAUUCACCCUGGGACCUAUGUUAUUCUGUACUUUUGUCAACAAUGUGAACAGUGGGAUCAAGUGCACCCUCACCAAGUUUGCAGAUGACACCAAGCUGAGGUGGUCUGACACACCUGAAGGACAGGAUGCCAUCCAGAGGGACCAGGACAAGCUUGAGAAAUGGACCCAUGGGAACAUCAUAAGGUUUAACAAGGCCAAGUGCAGGUCCUGCCCCUGGGCUGGGACAAGCCCUGGUGCCAGCACAGGCUGGGCAUGAACAGCCCCAGAGCAGCCCUGCCCAGAAGGGCUUGGGGGUGCUGUGGGUGAGAGGCUGCACAUGGCCCAGCCAUGGCACUCACAGCCCAGAGAGCCAAACGUGUCCUGGGCUGCAUCCAGAGCCCCGUGGGCAGCAGGGCAG
Messenger RNA from Agelaius phoeniceus (red-winged blackbird), 2696 nucleotides. RefSeq names its product B-cell differentiation antigen CD72-like. Gene Ontology annotation, cellular component: plasma membrane. The record is from RefSeq and is a predicted model, not a curated record. Gene Ontology annotation, molecular function: transmembrane signaling receptor activity. NCBI's taxonomy places the organism in Eukaryota, Metazoa, Chordata, Aves, Passeriformes, Icteridae.